Molecule: messenger RNA, 921 nt
Organism: Benincasa hispida (wax gourd)
Lineage: Eukaryota; Viridiplantae; Streptophyta; Magnoliopsida; Cucurbitales; Cucurbitaceae
Source: RefSeq, a predicted model, not a curated record
AUGGAUGUGAAGCAUAAAGAAAUGCAGUUCCUUGGAACCUUUGAAGUCUUCAAAGAAACCUACAAAGUCAUCAACAAAAACAAAAAGAUCUUUGCCUUGGCGGCUCUUUGCUUCAUCCACCCUCUAAACAUAUUUCUUUCAAGCUUAAUGGGAACCUUAAAUGAAAUCCUCAGAAACCUCCAUGAUUAUGGGAAUACAUCACAUCUCUUCUCCCACAAUAUGUCCCCUUUUUGGCCCUACGACGUCUUAUACAUCACAUUCAUUUUCGGUAACUCGAUCAUCUCCACCGCCGGCGUGUCUCACACCGUUGCUGCCUUAUACACCAACCAAGAACCGUCCAUUAAUGAUACCAUGAACGUAGUAGCAAAGGUUUGGAAAAGAGUUCUCGUCACAUUUAUUUGUGUUCUUUUGGUUUUCUUGGUGUAUCAUAUCAUAGCUGGAUUUGCUUUGUACUUGAUUGUUUUGCCAUUAGGGAAACUUGAUGAAACAACUUCCGGUGUGGCUUUUGUUUUUUACUUUGUUGGGUGGUUGUAUUUGGUAGUGGUGUUUCAAUUGGCUGGUGUAGUUUCUGUGUUGGAAGAGUCAUAUGGGUUUAAAGCCUUGGCCAAGAGUAGGUUGCUUUUGAAGGAUAAGAUGGCAUCGGGGACGGUCAUCGUGUUGGCAAUUUAUUUUGGUUUUGGGGUUUUUCUAUGGCUAAAGGCUCUCGUUAGAAAGAUGCUUUUCACGUCGUCGUCAAUAUUUAUGUGGAUGCAUGUGUUGGGCAGCUGGUCAUUACUAUUGUUGAUAUUGGUGUUCUUGUUGUCGUGGCUCGUGUUGGAGACGAUGUUCUAUUUCGUCUGCAAAUCGUAUCACCUUGAGAGUAUCGACAUGCCGGCUAUCUCAGAUCAAGAUCAAGCUCCUUUAAGAAGCUCAGAAUGUUAA